UCGGCAAGCUGGGGUAGCUCGCGGCGGGCACGAGGCCUGGUCGGUCAAGUCAUCCAGUCCGUCCUUGUUACCCAUGAGCGCGGGUUACGGACAUGUUCAGGCCUAUACGAAGUAGUAGAUGGCAAUUGUCGACUGGACAACGGGCAAUCAAACCACCCAAGUCAUGACGAAAUAUGACCGAGGACUACAUGAACCGUUCGGGACUUGUUCGACCGCACCUCGGCACAGUCGGUAUGGCGUCGGCAAGUGGGCGUUACUUACCUACCUAGUUGAGCCUGCCGGCAGGGCUCUAGUUUGCCAAGGCGUGGCUGCAGCAGCGCGAUUGCGACGCGUGGUGUUUAUGGGCGGUGCUGGGGGCUGAGUCGAGGACAGCGAGAUGACGACCUGCUCUUGGCGGGGAAAGAGAAUGAAAAUCGGUGAUGCGCGUCAUCGAAUCGACGUCAAAAUGUCAAACAAAA
Molecule: messenger RNA, 458 nt
Organism: Aplosporella prunicola CBS 121167
Lineage: Eukaryota; Fungi; Ascomycota; Dothideomycetes; Botryosphaeriales; Aplosporellaceae
Exons: 1
Coding region: 119-361 (80 amino acids)
Source: RefSeq, a predicted model, not a curated record